UGGCUCCCCGGGCACAGCUCGUCCUGCUGAGGAAGCUCUGCAGCAGGAACAGGGGCAGCACCCAGGAGCUUGCCUCGGGGUGCCCCCCACCCCACUGUGCGGUGCGAUCACAGCAGGAGCGGCUGAGCGAGUGCAAGGGCAUCUGCAAGACACCUGCAGGCACCAGCGUCUCACCCAGCUGCGGGACCGGGUGCAGGAGGGAGCUGAGCAUUGCGAAGCCUUUGGCACCUAAGCCCUGGGUUUGGCAGCAGCGGGAGGAAGCAGCUGUGGGGCAGGGAAGUGUUCCAGUGUGCGCGGGUGAGUCACUGCACAAACCCACCCCUGCUGCAUGCUGUGAGCCCCGUGAGAGGGACAACACACACAGCUUCUCCCCAGGAGUGUGAUGCAGCCCCCCCCCCGAUGGCACAGGGAGGUCGUUCGACAUGAGUGUGGCUGUCCUCUUUCUCCUGGGGCUGGGGCUGUUGGAGGCAGAAUGCAGGUGCUUCUUCAACCGCACUCAGGAGCACUGUGUGUGCUACAGCCUGUCCCAGAAAAGCGUUGACAGCAUCAUCCAGUGCCUCCCAGCCUCUGUUGUGGAGUUUCGUGGGGGAGACCUGGAGAGAUACGUAGCCUUCACCAUCAGUGACCCAGACCCUUCUACCAUUAACAUGCUGGGCUCCCUGCUAUUCAGGAAGAUCAUCUUUGGUGAUCUCCUGGUGCCCGAGAUACUCCUCGCCCAAGUGCUGAGGUUCUUCUCCUACACCCACGUCCAGGAGCUGGUGUUUGACAGCUGUGUGUUUGAGGGCAGAGGCAAUUGGGACAGAAUGGCCGGCCAGGACUUGCCCAUUUUGUCCCUGCGCUUCCACAACGUGAGCUCUGCUGCACUGAUGGGCCACGAGCAGGACUUCUCCAGCCUGAGCAGCUUCCUUGGGGCCCUGCAGGAGCUGUCCCUCACCACCUCCCGCCUCACCAGCCUGCCCUGUGCCAUCGGGAGGCUCUUCACAACCCUGCGCUCCCUGGACAUGGCACAGAACAGCCUUGGGGAUGAGAGCCUGAUGUCUGCUUUCUGCAGUGGGGCUUUCCCUCAUCUCCUGGUGCUGAGUCUGCAGCGCAACAACCUGACAUCCUACCACAGAGUGUGUGAGGGCGUGCAGCUGCUGCGGGAGCUCCAGCAUCUCGACCUCAGCCAGAACAAGCUCACAGCAGACCCGUCCUCCUCCUGCCAGUGGCCGCAGUCCCUCCGCAGCUUUAACUUGUCUGACACUGGCUUGGAAGAGGUCCUCACACCUCUGCCCCCCAGCCUGGAAGUGCUGGACAUGAGCUGCAACCACCUCCACGCUGUAGACAUCUCCCUCGGCUCCUUGAAGAAGCUCUUCCUGAGCCAAAACAUGCUGGAGGCUGCGCCCUCCAUCAGGAAUUACCCCUUGUUGGACACCCUGCACCUGGACAACAACUCCAUCACGGAGCUGCCGUGGGAUGAGAUGAAGAACCUGCAGGACGUGGCCGCAGCCGACAACCCCUACAUGUGCUCAUGCUCCGAGGCGGGGGGGCUGCAGGCACUGGCGGCCAUGGGGCAGCUGGGGCAGGGCUGGCCCCAGCACUACAUGUGCCACGCUCCGCCUCGCUACCGGGGCAGGCUGGUGGAGGACGUGCCGGUCUCGGUGCUGCAGUGUAACAGUGCUGCUGUGGUUGUCCCCAUCUGCAUCGUCCUGGUCCUGAUCGCCGUGGCUGGAGCUGUCUCCUUGGUCAGAUCCAGACCUGGGCUCAUCCGAUCCUGCCCCAGAGUGUGAAGGGGACCUGUGACUAUCCCCAUGGAGGCUGCAAGGCCAGGAGCUCUGUGGGAAGACUCACAGGUCCCCCAGGUGCAGGUAAAGGGCUCUGUGUCCCUGGUUGUCGUGGUUUAAGCCCAGCCAGCAACUAAACACCACACAGCCACUCACCCCCUGCCUGUGGGAUGGGAAAGAGAACUGGAAAAUGGGUAUAAAACCUGCGGGUUGAGGUGAGAAGAGUCUGAUAAUUGAAAUAAAAAUAGAAUAAUAAUAAAACAAUAACA
Pezoporus occidentalis (night parrot) is the source of this 2032-nucleotide messenger RNA. It is a transcript of the gene CD14, whose product is annotated as CD14 molecule. The transcript is spliced from 2 exons. The record is from RefSeq and is a predicted model, not a curated record. Gene Ontology annotation, biological process: positive regulation of cytokine production; toll-like receptor 4 signaling pathway; cellular response to lipopolysaccharide. Gene Ontology annotation, molecular function: lipopolysaccharide binding; protein binding. The coding region runs from base 423 to 1769 and encodes 448 amino acids. Gene Ontology annotation, cellular component: lipopolysaccharide receptor complex; external side of plasma membrane; membrane raft. Lineage: Eukaryota; Metazoa; Chordata; Aves; Psittaciformes; Psittacidae.